AUGGACAAAAUCAUCAACAGCGCGUUGGAUGCGGUGGAAGAGCACGUGGUGCAACGGUUAGAAGACACCGGUUUGGUCGUUUUCGACGACGACGACGACGACGCGAGCAAAAGAACAACGCUGAAAGGGAGAAACGUCGUCCAAAAGUUGAAACUCAUGCGAGAGGAAAAAAAGCGCAGGAAGGAAACGAAAGAGAAGAAAAGGAAAGAGAUAAAGGAAACGAAGGCGGAAAGGAAACGAGAGGAUAAGGCGUCGGAUGCGAAGUUGAUGGAAAUCGUGAAGAAAGCGCAGCAGCAGCAGCGGGAAAAUUCUGAUGAUGCGAGUGAUGACAAAAACAAGGAAAAAGACGACGUCUUGGUGAAGGCGCUGUUGAAAGAGGUGCAACGUUUGCGCGAACGAGUGAAGACGAGUUACGAGGAGGAGGAUGACGAGGACGAGAACAGGGAGACUGGCAAGAAUGUCUCCUCUUUAUCGUCGUCGUCAUCGGAGGAAGAGGAUUCCAUCUUGCUCUCGGCGAUUGAAGAAAUCGAAUCUACGUCCGCGUUGCGGAGCGAGUUGGACGUGUCUCUCCGACAGUUGCAGAGGAGCAAGCAAAGCACGGUGGAUUCAGAAUUGUUGGAAAAAGAACGAGAAGGAUUCGAGGAGCGCUUAACUCGAGAAGUGGAGAAGAAGACGAAGGUUUUGGAGGUUAGAAAAUCGGCGGCAGAAAACGCUGCGGAUCAAGCGAGGAAGAAAUUCGCCGCGGCGGAACAAAAUUUACGAGAGUUGAGGAAGAGACACGACGAGGCGCAGAGUCGCAUUUUUGAUUUAGAAAAUAACGAGGUGGAGAUGAAGUCGACGUUGGCGAAAGAUCGAGAGAGCUUGAAACUCGAAGCCGAGAAAUUGCAGAAACGCGAGGAGGAAUUCGUGAAUAAGACGAACAACGUCAUCAAUAACGGCGGAGGAGUAGGUAUGACGAUGAGGAGUAAUAACAACAGUCUCCCGGAACUCGGCGUCGCGGCUCUGGAGGAAAAGCUACAAGUGAAAGAGAGGAUGAUUGCAAAACUGGCGGAAGAUGUGGAGGAGAUGGAGAACGCGUCGGUGGCAGUCGCGAAAGAGGCGGAAAAGAACGUCGCGAGUUUAACGAAACAGUUAACGGAGACGAAAUUGAAAUUGGAAGAAACGAAGAGAGAACUGAUGAAGGAACAGAGCAACGCGGAAAUGAGCGGUGCGAAAGUUGUCGAGGAAUUGAGAGAAAGAGUGCGAGUGUUACAAGCGCUGGUGGAUUCUGAAGAUGGUGACGUAGCCGAAGCUAUGUCGAUUAGGGGAAGCGACGAUACCAACGAAAGAGGCGAAGGAGAGGAAGACGAAGGCAACGGCGGUAAACCGCUGAUUGCGGUUCGGGACAAGAACAGAAGAUUAGCCGCAGAGAUUGCCGUUGCGAAACGCGCGAAAGACGACGCGAACAAGGAGAAAGAAGUAGCCGUCGAAAGAGCGGUCGCGGCGGAGACGAAAUUGAUGCAAGCCGCGGAAACUAUUUCAGUUUUAGAGGACGACUUAGCGAAGCGAACGACAUCAACAUCAUCUGCCGCAACACACGACCCAUCAUCGUCCUCGACAACCACGACAACGACUACAGAUACGGAUAUGAUUGCAAUUCUAGCUUCGCAAAGAGACCGAUUCAAACGCCGAGUCUCCGAACUCGACGAGGAGAAAGCUCGCGUCACGACUGAACUCUCCUCGACGAGCGCCAAAGUCACAAAACUCGAAGAAGAUAACGUCAAACUUUUCGAAAAGAUUCGGUACGUUCAGAAAUAUUACGCGUCAAAGAUAUCAGGCGGUGCCUCCGCGGCAGUCAAAAUUCUUCGCGUAGACGAAUCUGGCGUGCCUUUGAGCGAUUCCUUAGAAACGGAAAAAUCUGCCAACAAAAGCGCUAGGUAUUCGUGCGGCGUUGGUGGCGUGACGAUUGGCGUGGACCGUUUGGCGAUCUCAGAUGGCAUGCGCAAACGCGCACAGCGAUACGGUUGUGGUUUCGGUGGAGGCGGUCACGGUGAUUUAGAGAGCGCGAGUUUAGGCGGCGACGAAGGCGGCGUCGUGAGCAGAUACCGCGAUAAAUACUUGGCAAGAUUGAACCCGUUCAACGCGUUCAAACGCACGGAAAGCGAGGAUGGAGGUUCAUCAAAUUUAGCGACACACGAUCGAUUAGCCAUGGCGGGAGGUAAAGCGCUUUUGUCUAGUCGAGGCUUUCGCAGUUUUUUUGCGCUUUACUUUCUCGCCAUGCAUGGAUUCUUGGCGAUGGUGUUAUACUCGCACCGAGCAAAGCUCUCGCUCGAUUGA
Messenger RNA from Bathycoccus prasinos, 2316 nucleotides. RefSeq lists its product with no specific name. Gene Ontology annotation, biological process: intra-Golgi vesicle-mediated transport. Gene Ontology annotation, cellular component: Golgi membrane. Bases 1 to 2316 code for a protein of 771 amino acids. The record is from RefSeq and is a predicted model, not a curated record. NCBI's taxonomy places the organism in Eukaryota, Viridiplantae, Chlorophyta, Mamiellophyceae, Mamiellales, Bathycoccaceae. The transcript has a single exon.